GUGAGGUCCAUCUGAAGGGGCUAGACUGGGCUGGGUUGAAGUGCAUGCCACAGCACCCCAUGUGGGAUCUGCAGCGCCACUGUCCUGGCCCCACCACACACUUUCCUUCGUGGACGAUGGAGGGAGAGCCAUUCACCUCUGCUCUCCCCUCUGUGUUGUACUCUGCCGGGGGGCAUUUCAUUGCCCUCUCCUCCUCGUCUUCCUCCUCAUCCUCGACAGAUUCAGCCUUUGCUGCCGUGUCUUUGGAGCAAAAGACAACUUUUGCCUUGGUCGUAUUCCUCUUAGUUUUUCUCCUCAUCCUCAUACUGCGAUGCUUCCGUAUCCUGCUGGAUCCCUACCGGAGUAUGCCAACUUCCACCUGGGCUGAUGGCCUUGAUGGUCUGGAGAAGGGCCAGUUUGACUAUACUUUGACUUAGGGUUACAAAAUACACACAUCCAAGCACACUAGCAUAUGUUGAUGUAUAAAAACAAAAACACAAAGCCAGCCUGUCCUUGUACUGUUCUGUUUUGCUCUGCUGUUUUGUUUUUGUUUUAUUCUUACAUGCACAAAUAAACUAAAUGAGAACCAGUUCAGAAUUUAUUUGCAAUUUGAAGGUUUUUCACUACAGUGUAUCAACUGGUAGCUAGAGCCAUGUAUGCAGCAUUUGUCCACAUUACUAAUUAAAUAUGCAAUCUCAAAACUU
This is a messenger RNA of Monopterus albus (swamp eel), 683 nucleotides long. RefSeq names its product cortexin-3-like. The transcript has a single exon. NCBI's taxonomy places the organism in Eukaryota, Metazoa, Chordata, Actinopteri, Synbranchiformes, Synbranchidae. The record is from RefSeq and is a predicted model, not a curated record. Bases 45 to 416 code for a protein of 123 amino acids.